CCGCCUCCCUCCCGCCCGCUGGCGGCCCCGCCCCCGCGGCGCUGGGCGGGAGAUUUGGACACCGCCGGGGCAGGCGGCAGCAACAGGCCGGGCGCGCCAUGGAGCCGGAGGGGGAGCCGGAGCGCGAGCGCCUCUUACACACUCAGAGGCUAAAGGCUGCAGUUCACUACACUGUUGGUUGUUUAAGCCAAGAAGUUGCAGAAGAUAAAGAAAUUCAGUUUAGCAAACAAAGCAUUGCAGCUAUUUCAGAGAUCACCUUCAGGCAAUGUGAAAAUUUUGCAAAAGACCUUGAAAUGUUUGCAAGGCAUGGAAAACGAACAAUAAUCAAUACAGAGGAUGUGAAGCUUUUGGCCAGGAGAAGCAACUCUUUGCUAAGGUACAUCACCCAGAAGAGUGAAGAGCUUGCAUUGAAUAAUCUGGAACAAAAGGAGAGAAAGAAAAAAAAGUCCAGUGCAGCAAAAGGAAGAACCACCUCUGAUGAGCAGAUGGAGGCUGGUAUAGCUGAGAGUGAGGAUUCCAAUAUGGCAUGAUCUUCCUCUUAAAACCACUUUUAUACUUGCUAUUUGUUUUGUAGUAUGGAGCAGUAAGGAUUCAUUACUAUCCUUGGGGAACAACUGCGGUCUAUCUGUAUUGUAACUCCAUUGGGAUUUGCCUUUGGGAGGGUAGCUAAGCACUGAGUCCUUAGUCUUAUAGGUGAACAUAAUUAAUGUUUUAAUUCCACCUGCAAAAAACAGGAAUCAAUACCAAAAGCUUUUUAGAGGUCAUCAAAGGAAGGUUUAAAAGAUAAAAUAGUAUUGCCAUAUUUUCAUGGGGUUUUUUUGUUUGUUUGUUUCCUGGAAGAUAAUUUAUUAUUGAGUGCUUGCAACUCUAAGGGCUCAUCUAGACUACGUGGAACAGUCGAAAGAGGAUAUGCAAAUUCUGCAGGAAUUUGUGUAUCUUCUUCUGAUCGCACUUUCAAAAGUAGAGCUUUCAAAAGUGAAAGUAGUUUAGAUGCAGUUUUUUCGGCGAAUCCUCCCACCUUUGUUGAAAAGCUGCUCUUCCUCAAAAAUGAGGUUUACGCGGCUUUUCGACAGGGGGGGGGUUGCUGCGUCUAAACUACUUUCACUGCGGAAUUUGCAUAUCCUCUUUCGAUUGUUCCGCAAAGUCUAGAUGAGCCCUAAAGCAAGAUAUCUUUUACCUAACCACGUAAAAGAAUCUAGAGACUGUGAGGGGCUCUUUCUGGCAAUCUUUCUUCUUCAAAUUACAAGUGUGAAUUGUGUUCCUCCACGCUUGUUGAUUGCUCCUUUGUGGAAAGGUAUAAACAUAUUUCAGUCAUAACUUUUGGUUGUCAUUCCUUUUGGCUAUUAAAAUAUUUUUCUGCAUUAUUUUGUCUAGUGAAAUUGCUUGUGUAAAAUUACUUUUAAUUACGAUGAACAAGCUGUACUUUGAGCCUUUGUGUUUAGAUGAAAUAAAAAAUACUGACAA
Pelodiscus sinensis (Chinese soft-shelled turtle) is the source of this 1464-nucleotide messenger RNA. RefSeq names its product centromere protein S (gene CENPS). Gene Ontology annotation, biological process: replication fork processing; resolution of meiotic recombination intermediates. NCBI's taxonomy places the organism in Eukaryota, Metazoa, Chordata, Testudines, Trionychidae. The record is from RefSeq and is a predicted model, not a curated record. Gene Ontology annotation, molecular function: chromatin binding; protein heterodimerization activity. Gene Ontology annotation, cellular component: FANCM-MHF complex.